Molecule: messenger RNA, 2800 nt
Organism: Zingiber officinale
Lineage: Eukaryota; Viridiplantae; Streptophyta; Magnoliopsida; Zingiberales; Zingiberaceae
Exons: 21
Coding region: 289-2619 (776 amino acids)
Cellular component (GO): plasma membrane
Source: RefSeq, a predicted model, not a curated record
AUAACACGUUCUGCGGAUCUUUCCCCCUUUCUUCCUCGCUCUCUCACAUCACUCGCAAGAGAGAAGAAGAGCCAGCCUCGGGCGUCGAUCCCUCUCCCCUCUCUCGUUCCCUCCGGUCUCCAUCUCGAUCUCUUGCGCCGCCACUCGAUCCUCCACGCCCUUCGCUCUACUUUUCGAUUCGAUCUGUUUGAUGCCCAUUUGAGGUCCUCGGGCUACUCUGAUCCCGGCCCGGCGUGGGGAGGUGCGUUCUGGGAUCUCCAGCGUGUGGGAGCCUACGAUUCCAACCGAAUGAGGGAUCCUCCCGGAGGAAGAGGUGACCUGCCGCCUCCGUGGAUCCAUCUUUCGGCGGGCGGCGGCAGGGUCGGGAAUCUGGCGGAUAGGUUCUCUGGGCUCGUCUUGGGCGAUGGACGAAAUGAGGGCGUUCACCAAAUCAUCAAGGCGAUGGAGGAUGCUGAGAGCACCAUCAGGCAACAGUUGGAAGAGAACAACUUAUUAAAGAAUGAAGUCUUGCAAAAAGCACGAGAAUUAGAGAAAUAUAGGUCAGAAGUCAAAUCAUUAAGGCCUGAGGUACCUACAAAUGACCAGGUGGAUUCCUAUAAAACCAGUUAUUCUAAUUAUUCUGCUGGACAUGAAGCAGAGAGGCGAUGGUUAGAAAAUCAUUCACCUUUGAAUCCUCAAGCUAUGCUUGUGCUCCAUCAGAAUGGAGUGGCUGGAACGGAGGAAUCAAAUUUGGAUUCUGGUACUGUUAAUCAGCACACGUAUGGAGGCAACAAGGUUAAUGAUGACCUUAAAAAAUUUCCUGGAGUACAUUCUGGUUUAGAUAGUGCUGGUCCAUCUCAAUACUCUACACCAUCCUCUAGAUCCUUGUCUCCGAGCAGGCAUCAAAAGGAAGGAGGAGACCAAGAUCAGAGGUUCAUUUCAUCUAGAAAUGUUUUGGUGCCAGUGUCUGGUCUCAAUUCUAGUACUCCGUGGAAGCAGGAACUUAUUGUCAAGGUUAGAGAGCAUGAAGAAGAGAUUGCACAGUUAAGGAAGCAUCUUGCUGAUUACUCAGUAAAGGAAUCACAAAUACACAAUGAGAAGUAUGCUCUAGAAAAAAGAAUUGCUUAUAUGCGUAUGGCAUUUGAUCAGCAACAGCAAGACUUGGUUGAUGCUGCAUCAAAAGCUAUUUCAUAUAGACAAGAUAUUAUUGAAGAGAAUAUUCGUCUAACAUAUGCCUUGCAAGCUGCUCAUUCAGAGAAAUCUACUUUUGUAUCCUCUUUGGUGCCUAUGCUGUCAGAACAUGGUCUUCAGCCUUCUGUGGUUGAUGCUCAGACAAUUGUCAGUAAUCUUAAGGUUUUAUUCAGGCACAUGCAGGAGAGAAUGAUCAUUGCCGAGGAAAAGCUGAAAGAGUCUCAGUAUCAGAUAACUCCACUAUAUGCAGAGAUAUCAGAUGCAAACUUUCCUGCACAGUCACCUUUCCACAAAGUCGCACAAGUGGCGGUUUCUAACAAGAAUAGCCUGGAAAUUGUGCCUCAACCAGCAUAUUCACAUGCAAGGUCUCCAAUUUCUUCUCCUAAUUUCCAAACAAAUCAUGAUUGGGAGACAGUUGGGAUCCAAAACCAGCAAGUUGGUCCAAGUAGUAUUCCUGCAAAGGCUCUGGACCAGGACAUUCCUGAAACAACUGGUCCUUCCAUGAGGAGGGAUUACAGCACCUCCCAGGAUGUUUCAUCCCAAACAAAUCAAGGGGAAACUUUUUCUGUUGAAUCUAAAAGCCAGACAUCUUUCAAAGACCCUGUUAGAAGUUCCCAAACUGAUGACCCAGAACCAACUGCUCACCAUGGAAAAGAACCUUCUGUUCAUUGGGCUCCUGGAAACUCACCUUACAUGAGUACAGGACAGGAUGAACCAAAUGCUUAUUCUUACCUUCCUACUGUCCUCGAGGAGCCUAAUUCUUCAUUCUCUGAAGCUGAUGAUGAUCCACUGCCAGCCAUAGAUGGUCUUCGAAUUUCUGGUGAUGCUUAUCCUGGAUGUGAACUUCAUGCAAGUGGGUACUCGAUCAACGGAACAACAAGUUGUAAUUUUGAGUGGGUACGAUAUUUAGAAGAUGGCUCUGUUAAGUACAUUGAAGGAGCAAAACAACCUGACUAUCUAGUUACUGCCGAUGAUGUGGACUCAUACCUUGCUAUUGAAGUCCAACCUCUGGAUGACAGGAAGCGGAAGGGUGAACUUGUAAAGGUUUUUGCCAAUGAUCAAAGGAAGAUAACUUGUGAUCCUGAAAUGCAAGAGAAAAUUAAGAGAACUUUGACUAAUGGGCAUGCAACUUAUGAUGUAUCAUUAUCGACUAGAUAUCUUGAUAUAUGGGAAACUGCAAUUUUGGCAAUAAAGAGAGAAGGCUAUAGCAUAAAAUGUAUUGGAUCACGUGGUGGUGUUGUUACAGAGAAGUUUCAGCAAAAUACCACAAUCUCCAUUCCGUAUGGACAUCCCACAGAAUUUCUAAUUCAGGAUGCUAGCGGGGAUUAUCUACUAAAAACAGAAGAGAGUAGUGUGUCGAGAGAUACCAUUGUUCUGACAUUGAGAUUAUUCAUAGUGAUGGCUGGUGAGAAAAGAAAAGGGAAGAAAAAGAGUAUAUUUUUCAAGUAGAAUUUACUAACAAACCAAAGGAUUGAUGUAUAUUUGUUUUUGUUUUUUAUUCUUUUUAUCCUUUUGGUGUUGUACUCGGUGUACGCAAGUGAAUUGCUAGAAGGUAAUCACUCUGUGCUGCCAUUGUGUAAAAUUUAUUUAUCUAUUUUAUUUUAGCGAGAGGAAGCUUUCUCAACUUAAA